GCUUUAACAAAAUUGGUGAAAAUAAAUAAUAGCUGUAUCCUAAAAUUUCAUUAAAGGAAACUAAAUUAAAUAUCAUAAAAUGCCUAAAACAGAAGGAUUGCAUGAAUUAUAUUAUGAACAUAUUUGUUCCAUUACUUCCAAGACCGAUGUACUUGAAUCAGAUAUUACUGGGAAUGGCUUCGUCAUAAAUUUGAAAAGGAAAUGGUGCGAUUUGUUCUUACUUUCAUAUGAAGAUAAAAGGACACGCAAUUAUUAUACAAGUUCACAUGCAAUUAGAUUAGAAAGAUUAAGACAAUUUCGUCAUUGCAUAUAUCGUAUACAUCCAUUUAGUAAGUUUCGUAACUUCUGGGACUUCCUUAUUGUAAAUGUAUUUCUUUGCAACAAGAUAUUACAACACCACAAUACUUCAGUGAUCUUGGUAACAAAUACUAUAAUUCCCUAUUACAUAGGGAUAUUUUUUGAAUUCAUCAUAAUUCUUGAUUUGUUUGUCAAUAUGAAUACGGGUUAUGUUGACAGUGAAAGUAGAGAAAUAAUUUUGGAUUUAAAAAAGGGACUGGUACGGUAUUUUUCGACAAAGUUAUUUAUUCAUGUAGCUUCAGCUAUACCCGUGCAAGUCAUAAUUUUUUUGAAAUAUGGGCGAAAUUCAUACUGUUCAUUGUGCAAGGCCAAUAUUCUUAUCAGCGUGCUACGCCUUCUCAGCAUAAUCGGUCUAUAUAGGGUAUAUGAGACAACAACGUACUGUAACAGAAAUAGAAAGUCAUUGAAAGCAAUACAUUUGCACAAUUUCUUACGAAUAAUAUUAAUUAGUUUUUUCACUAUGCUUCAGAUUGUUAAUUUUUCUGACACUGUCUCUUUACUAUACAUUUUGGUCAAUGAUGAUAUCGAUCGUUCAUCACAUUAUGGAUAUCUCCUUAAAAUGUCUUAUAAAUCAAGUAACUCAAUAUCAAGUUACAAGAAAAUAGCCUAUGAAUUUCUGAGAGUUUGUAAAUCUCUUGUUCUGUUCAGUGUCAGACCUUUAAAGAAAACAUAUUAUCUAGAUCUGAUAUUCUCACUUAUGGCUCAUUUGAUAGCAAAUAUUUUUUAUGUGUGGUGCCUUUUGGAAUGCUAUGAUUUCUUUUGUUGCUACAAGUAUACAAAUGAUCAUAUAAUAAUGAAUGUAAAGUCAUCUGCAGAUCUAGUAAAAAGUCGAAAACUUCCCGAAAAAGUGUACCAGAGGGUAGUAAAAUAUUACAAGUCCAAUCUUUCUAAAAUGACAGUUGUUAAAUGGCAGAACUGCCUAUACCGAUCAUUACCAGAUAUAUUGCAGCGAGAAAUCAUGCUGAGCUGUUAUAGAGGCUACAUAAUGAGAAUACCUUAUUUUUGCGAUUGGCCUGUGAGUGUCAUUGAAGAUAUUGUUGUUAUGCUGAAAGAGAAAAUUUAUUUGGCCAAUGAUAUAGUUGCAGAGCCUUGGAUUCAAGGUGAUGGUCUGAUAAUAGUAGAUGCAGGAGAACUAGCAGUGUAUUCGGUUGAUGAUGAGGAGACUGCUCACCUUAUUGAUGGAGAUUAUUUUGGAGAAUUGUCUCUUAUUACUGACAAGGAAGUCAGGACAUCAUAUGUUGUGACAAUAACAGAUUCUCAGCUCAUCUCACUCGUGGUUGCCGUAGUGGUCGCAUCCCCUACACCCGGAGGCGGCGGCGGACACAAACACGUGACCAUCCACGUUCCCUACAAGAUCCACACGAUCCACCACCACCACGUGUCCAAGGUGCACGUUCCAGUGCACGUGCCUGUAAUCAAGGAAGUCCAGGUCAUCAAGGAGGUGCCCAUCAUCAAACACGUGCCGGUGCCCAUCGUUAAGCACGUGCCUUUCCCCGUUGUGAAACACGUGGAAGUCGAGAAGAAGGUGAUCGUGCCGGUCCACCAUCACGAGCACCAUGAGCACCAUGAAGAGGAACAACACGGGUGGGAAGGCGAAGCGUUACACGGCUGGAACUGAUUUUAUCAAAGAAAAUUCAUCAUAGCUUAAGAUACACUAGGUCAAUCACACGUCAUCACAAAUCGAUCGAGCAAGGAUCGGUUGCUUCUUCAUCAUCAUCAUCAUAAUGUAAAUAGAAAAAUCGAAUAGCUAUUGCUAGAAGAGGCUAACUAAAUACAUUCAGUUGAAAACAAUGUUAUAACUAAUAAUAAUAAUAAAAUAUUAGCAUUAUUUUUAGCUUAAACCGCUAAAAUAAUGCAACGGUAUACGCUUUAAAGACAUGUUUUAACAAUAUUCGUUUUCCACCGAAUGUGAUUUCACGACAUCAGUUUACGAAGUAUAAUAUAAAUCUGUUUUUAAAAUGUUACUGAUUUCAUU
Messenger RNA from Bombyx mandarina (wild silkworm), 2332 nucleotides. RefSeq lists its product as uncharacterized. NCBI's taxonomy places the organism in Eukaryota, Metazoa, Arthropoda, Insecta, Lepidoptera, Bombycidae. Gene Ontology annotation, biological process: regulation of membrane depolarization; sodium ion transmembrane transport; potassium ion transmembrane transport. Gene Ontology annotation, molecular function: voltage-gated potassium channel activity. The record is from RefSeq and is a predicted model, not a curated record. Gene Ontology annotation, cellular component: HCN channel complex.